GAUCAGCGGGGAUGAUGCCUGGAUGACAGAGCCUAUUAUGCAGCGGAAGGACGCUUCUGGAAAAAAGGUGCGCAUUUUCUUUGCGCUAUUUGCGGCAUGAAGCGUGAGAGUGCGUCAGAGCUGCUGAAAAAUGCCGAUGUUGUUGCAGUAGCGGGUAUUAGCUGUUAGCAGAGGCCGAACAGUGUAGCCUUGACCGGGGAGGAGCACAGCUGUUCAGCCCGUAGGAGAAGCACGGAGCCCGGACACAGGAUGAGAAGCAGGCCCUGAAAUUGAAAAGACGACAUCCGCUGCAGAUAUGGCCUCCCAAGUACAGGUCUUCUCCUCUCCAUCUGUCUCUUCCAGCGCCUACUCCCGCUCUAAAAGGCUAAAAGUUGAAAACCCCUCUUGGGACGCAGUGUCUAACAACCAACUAGACAACAACAACUACUACCAACAGCAAAGCCCAGCGCAGGGAAUCGCACCUUCAACCUCGGGCUCCUCCUUCAAUGCUAACCACAUCUACAACUCCAAUGCUCCAACUAGACAACCAGAGCAGACUGUUGUUCGGGCCGCGGACAGCACCGGGAGCUUGCGUGGGCCUCCAUCUUGCUCCUCCUCUUCCUCAACUUCGAGUCGACGGGUUAAAGAUGCGGAAUCAACCUCGCAACUCUACCACAAGCAGUACAGUCUUAAACGAAAGAGCGAGGAGGUGGAUAGCAGUGAUAGUGUACAAAUAUUAGAGGAACUUUCAGCACCUGUCGUUUCUAACCGGACCGCAGGAGGAGGGGGGACCACCACAGCACAGUCCAUAGCACAUUCAACGUCUACCACUAAAAGUAGCACAUCUCACAGUGAAGGGGACUAUCAGCUGGUCCAACAUGAGAUCCUGUGCUCCAUGUCCAAUAGUUAUGAGGUAUUGGAGUUUCUGGGCAGGGGGACAUUUGGGCAGGUGGCGAAAUGCUGGAAACGAGGGACCAAUGAAAUAGUGGCCAUUAAAAUCCUGAAGAACCAUCCGUCGUACGCGCGCCAAGGGCAAAUAGAGGUGAGCAUCCUGAGCCGCCUGAGCACAGAGAACGCAGAUGAGUUCAACUUUGUGCGCUCCUACGAGUGUUUCCAGCACAAGAACCACACGUGUCUGGUGUUUGAGAUGCUUGAACAGAAUCUCUAUGACUUUCUCAAGCACAGCAAGUUCAGCCCUCUCAUGCUCAAGUGCAUUAGACCCAUCCUCCAGCAGGUGGCGACAGCACUGAUGAAGCUGAAGAGCCUUGGGUUGAUUCAUGCUGACCUGAAGCCAGAGAACAUCAUGUUGGUGGACCCUCUGAGGCAGCCCUACAGGGUAAAGGUCAUCGACUUUGGAUCGGCCAGCCACGUGUCCAAGGCUGUGUGCUCCACCUACCUGCAGUCGCGGUACUACAGAGCUCCAGAGAUCAUCCUGGGCCUUCCCUUCUGUGAGGCCAUCGACAUGUGGUCUUUGGGCUGUGUCAUUGCCGAGCUGUUUCUGGGCUGGCCUCUGUAUCCUGGAGCCUCCGAGUAUGACCAGAUCCGGUACAUCUCUCAGACACAGGGUCUUCCUGCAGAGUACCUCCUGAGUGCAGGCACCAAAACCAGCCGCUUCUUCAACAGAGGCCCCGACUCCAGCUACCCCCUGUGGAGACUCAAGACGCCGUCAGAGCAUGAAGCAGAGAUGGGGAUUAAAUCAAAGGAGGCGAGGAAAUACAUCUUUAACUGUCUGGAUGAUAUGAUGCAGGUAAACAUGACUAACUUGGAGGGCACAGACAUCUUGGCAGAAAAAGCCGAUCGCAGAGAGUUCAUUGACCUCUUGAAGAAGAUGUUGACUCUGGACGCAGAUAAACGCAUCACCCCCAUGAAAACCCUCAACCACCCCUUUGUCACCAUGACCCACCUGCUGCACUUUCCGCACAGCUCACAUGUAAAGUCGUGCUUUCAGAACAUGGACAUCUGUAAACGUCGCUGCAGCGCGUUUGAAAAUGGGAAGAACAUGUUCAGUAACAACACUCCAAGUGCAGCCACCAACCUCACAGUGACCUUCAGCAGCCAGCUCAACCAACACAACCAGAUGGCUGCGACAGGAGGCCAGUCCCUGUCCCUGAGCAGUAAUGUGCCGUUACUGAACUAUCAGCCUGGACUUUACCAACAGGCCACGAUUAACAUCCCAGGGCUGACCCAGCAGAGCGUCCCACUGCAGACACGCUCCAGCCAGCUCUGCCCCCAGACAGAGCCCUUCCAGCAGACACUCAUCGUGUGCCCUCCCACCAUUCAAGGCCUUCAAACCUCCAGUAAACCCUCUGGAUACCCUGUGAGAAUGGACAACUCUGUUCCUCUAGUUCCUCAGAAUCAGUCGUCUCAGCCUCUGCACAUUCAGCCUGGCAUGUUAGCACAGCAGGGGUGGCCCACAGGGGCUCAGCAGAUCCUGAUCCCCUCCACGUGGCAGCAGAUGCCUGGGAUGACCCUCCAUAAUCCUGGACAGGCCGUGGUCCCAGACUCACCCAUGGGUGCUCCACUGUCCGACACACAGCACAGUGCAGGGUGGAGGGGUCGUCACGGCAGCCAGUGUGAUGGAGCCAAUCAGGAGUCCAGUCGCCACAACACUGGCCCUGCCCACUCCAGGUCCCAGCCGAAGAGAGGGAAGGGUCGCCAUGAGAACAGAACCAGAGCGGUGGUGGUCCACAGUACUGCAGCGGGGGACCAGUCUCAGCCCAUCGUGAUCUCUGACACACCCAGUCCAGCCGUCAGCAUCAUUACCAUCCACAGUGACUCAGAGGACGAAGAGGACAAGAAGCAGCCGCCUGCCUGUUCUGGCACAAGCCAAAGGACCAAUGUGAUCAGCUGUGUGACCGUCCACGACUCCCAUGACUCGGACUCCUCCCUGAGCAGCCCCCUGAGCCCAAAGAGCUCCACACAGACGGCUAAAUCUACUGCUGUGAUCAUGCCCAGCGUGAGGAGCCAGGGAGCGCCAGAGGGGGCAGCAGCACACAGGGCACAGGACAGAUCCCAGGACAGAGCCCAGGACAGAGCCCAGGACAGAGCACAGGACAGAGCACCGGCCAACCAGGUGUGUUGUAUUCAAACUACAGAACCAGCCCAAAGUGGAAAAUCUAAGAAAUCCUCUCAGCCCAGUCAGAGCGGAGACUCCUCUGAGAGACAUCAGCGCAACGCCUCCAGUAGAUCCCAACCGCUCAACCUCAGUCAGGUGCAGCAGUCAGUCUUGUCCUCCACUCAUGACCAAACAGGAAGUGCUUCACUCAAACGCCAACCCACGUACCCUCCUGCCGUCUCCCCUCACGCCUCGUACCGUCUCCACGAAAACACCGCCCUCUUUAGCUCCGCCCCCAACCUGUACGCCUACCCCGCCUCUGCGGCUCUGGCCUCCGUGUCCCAGGCCGUGGACCAGAUGCAGGGGAGGCAGAGCGGCACCUACCCCUCUCUGGCUCUGCUCCAGAAGAACCCCCAGUACCACCAUACCCACAACCACCACCAGGCCCAGCACCAACAAGCACAUGCCCACCACCCACACCACCUUGCUGGGCAGCCUUUCCACCGCUCCAGUGCCCCCUACCAGAGAAAACUCAACCCGUACCCCUACCUGUGAGGACUGGGCUGUGUAUGAGACCAAAAGGGAGAGAGACUAGAGAGGAGCACAAGUUCAUAAGAGCGGGUUUGACUUGAAUUUAUCCAGCUUUCUUUGUCUGAGCUCCAAACCACUGGAUGUGUCACCUGCAGCUGUGUCACGAGUAUAUAGUGACCACCUGUGCCUCUUUUAGCUGUCCAAACCCUUAGUACUUCAGGAUUACUCAGAUUUGUCAUGGUAAUCCCAACAUAAGUUAAAAUGACUAAAAUGAUACUUGAUUCAAACUACAUUUAAAGAUGCACUAGGUAACUUUUCUGGUGACCCCGUCAUCCACUGCACUUUCUUGUCUCCAUGGAGAUGCAGUUGUUUUGCUUGGAAUGUUCCACAGUAUGGCACUAAACCUGUCUGUUUUGCAUUUAGUCCUCUACGUUUUGUUUUUUGUUUUCUUGUUCUCUAUGUAUUCUCACUGUGAGCGUGCUCGCCUCUCCACAGACCUGACAUGUAACUUGGCUUCCUAUUUGUCUCCAUGGAGAUAGAUACCUUCA
Messenger RNA from Periophthalmus magnuspinnatus, 4113 nucleotides. It is a transcript of the gene hipk1a, whose product is annotated as homeodomain interacting protein kinase 1a. The record is from RefSeq and is a predicted model, not a curated record. The coding region runs from base 296 to 3589 and encodes 1097 amino acids. Gene Ontology annotation, molecular function: protein serine/threonine kinase activity; ATP binding; protein tyrosine kinase activity. The transcript has 16 exons. Gene Ontology annotation, cellular component: nucleus; PML body; cytoplasm. Gene Ontology annotation, biological process: peptidyl-threonine phosphorylation; peptidyl-serine phosphorylation; smoothened signaling pathway. NCBI's taxonomy places the organism in Eukaryota, Metazoa, Chordata, Actinopteri, Gobiiformes, Gobiidae.